Messenger RNA from Leptomonas pyrrhocoris, 2983 nucleotides. Its product is annotated as ABC transporter family-like protein. Gene Ontology annotation, biological process: transmembrane transport. Gene Ontology annotation, molecular function: ATPase-coupled transmembrane transporter activity; ATP hydrolysis activity; ATP binding. The record is from RefSeq and is a predicted model, not a curated record. Bases 50 to 2983 code for a protein of 977 amino acids. The transcript has a single exon. NCBI's taxonomy places the organism in Eukaryota, Euglenozoa, Kinetoplastea, Trypanosomatida, Trypanosomatidae.
AGCGAUAAGUCAGCCAGCAACAACAACCAAAACACACAUAGUAGCUGUGAUGUUCCCGCCACCUUUGGUGGGCACACAAAAGUGGCUCGUUGUCUCCGUGUUAGGUCUUGCACUCCUGUCGGCGGCGGCGGCUCUGCAGAACCGCGCCAGUACCGCUCGACUACGACAUUACGCAAACGUCCGCAUUGUUGCAGAGGCGGAAUCGAUUAUUGCAGGUGUGACGAGGAUGACCACUGAUGACGAUGGUGAACCGUGCGUGUAUGUGUACUUGAACACGGUGCAGCAAAAUCUGAGAGUUGCGCGGCGGCGCCUCCGCACGACAACGCAUUUGCUGCCCUCUCUUUUUGACUGUUAUGCGACGGCGUGCUUAUCGGCACAUGUUCGGGACGCCUUGAAAGCAGAUGUUUGGAACUGUCUUGGCGCAAUCUUGGAGGAGUCCUUGUGCAGUUAUGUGGCCGCCGACGCGCUUUCCAGCGACUCUUCCGCCGCCGCGGCAAGCCUCGCUAUGUGUACGCUCCUACAGAAGCGCUACAACGUUACUCACUUUCUUUCCUGUGGCAUGCAGGCGUCGGUUCAACUGCACACGCUUGACUCCCGCGUGAUCGCAGCGGCGCAGCGCAAAAAUCAGUCCGAAGGCUCCACGCUGCGCUCCGUCAUCGCCUUUGCUCAGUUGCUGCGAGGAUCCUGCUCUGCUUCGGAGCCGCUUCUCCUGUGUGCGCUUGCUCUGGUCAGAAUGACACACAUCUCUCGUCUUCUGGUGUCUGCGACGCCUUUUAUGGCACCGUCGAACGUGAUGUAUGCCACGAGUGUGCUGAGCGCGGUGUCCAAAGGCGUUGACGGCGCAUUCAUUUCGUGGAAAUCGGCCUCAUGCCGCGUUCUCGCUUCCAUGCCAGGGCGCCUGCUCGCCGGGGCGACCGUCGGCGCCCUCUUUUCGCACCUCUUUGCCGCUGCGCACGACGCGGCCUCCGAUGAGUUGGUGCGACACCUACGCGCCACCAUCACAACCGACACGAUUCUUGCCCUCGCCCGCUUCGACUUUGUCGCCGAUGCCGCGUGGGACGUGCCCCACCGCGUCUACAGUGCGCUCAGCGACGCAACCAACUUCUCUCUUGCCGACGUGGAUCGCCUUUUCCACGUGUUUGCCGAAUACACCGCUCGCUGUCGCACGACCCUUCGUGCGCCGCUGUCAUGCCUUACUGGUUGGAUGACACGUCAGGCUGUCUGCUUCGUUGAACGACAAUGGCAACGUGCAAUUUUUAUGCGCUCUUUCGUCGAUGCGUACACUGCUGCCAUGCCGUUGUCGUCACAUUGCGCGAGCCAUGGUCCCCAUCAGUGUCUCUGCGGCCGACCCACGCAGACGGAGACGUUACACCCCGUGCGCCGUUCAUCAUCGGCGCCGCAACCAUCUGUGUGUCACCACGGCCUCCAACUCCUACUCCUCGCCGGUGCCGGUGGGACUUCUGCGCGUUCAAUGGUCGCGGUGAGGGCGUCGCUGGCGAUGCAUACGCGCUGGCCGCUGUUCCCCGCCGCCAGUGCCCGUGCGACCGAGCGCGCGCUGAAGGCGCUCUCGGAGUCAGGCAGCGCCGCACUGCAAGCCAAGUACACGGCCGCCCUGGCGCUGUCUCCACACGGCGCAAGACCGCCGAACUCGCCUUUUAUUGCGGAGACCAGUGCGACCCAUGUUUCCUCUCCUUCUCCCCUGUUUCCGGCUUUCCCCUCUGCACUUGGUUUGCUGCGCAGCCGGGGCGAGGAGCGGCACCAGUGGCAACGGCCGCAGUUGUCGCUUUCGUCUGCAGCGCGCGGAGCGCGUGAUUUGUGGGCUGCGCCGUCUAUCGGUGACGAGGUGGUGGAUAAAGUCUUUGUUGGGCUGGAAGGGCUGCCGCUGAUGAUCGCGUUGGCGAUGCGCAGAGGACACCAGGCGGCACCAUCGUCGUCACGUCCAUCCCGCGCAGAGGAGGACGACGAUGGGAGCGCGUUGGAGGCGGCUUUUGAGGUGACGAGGACAGUGGAGUGCGGCGACGUCUUUGCGAUGCCGCCUGCCCGGCCGUUUUCAUCCGCCUCUGCCUUCCAGUUUGACGUGGAGGUGGCACAGCUGCGCUACCGCGAGUAUGGGGCCUACGUGCAGAGCGUCGCGGCUAUCCGGUACGUGCAACACAUACACACACCUUUACUGGAUCACUGCUGGCUGCCCCAGCACCGCGCUGCGCCAUCGUGGCGGGUCACGUUCGACCGCGUCUGCUUCCGCUACCCGGGCUCGGACACGGACGUGCUGCGCGACGUCUCUUUCGACGUCGCCUCGGGGGGCUUUCUCGGCAUCGUCGGGUGCAGCGGUGCCGGCAAGAGCACGCUGCUGCUCUUGAUCUCUCGCGUGUUUGCCCCGACGACGGGACAAAUUUACAUCAACGGCUGGCCCAUCGACCGCCUUCCCCCGCGUGCGCUGCGCCGGCGGUUGGGUGUGGCGUGGCAGGGCGACGGCCACACAGCCUUCCUCGACGGCCUCAGCGUGGAGAGCAACGUCGCCUACGGUGCCCUUCACCGAGCCUCUGGCGCAACGAUUGCGCAGGCGCUGUCGGUGGCGUGUGUGGACGACGUUGUCGCGGCGCGGCCCCACGGCACCCAUGAAGUGCUGCAGUCCAGCGAAUGGAGUGGCGGCGAGCUGGAGCGGCUGAGCUUAGCGCGUGCGCUGAUGGUCACCCCGGAAGAGGCCGGCGCCUACCUUUUCGACGAGUGUGCGAGCGGGUUGGACGCAGUGACCGAGGCGCACGUGUUCUCCAACAGGCUGCGAGCUCAUCGUGAUGGUGGUCAUUCUCGGCACACUACACAAAUUAUGGUGUCGCAUCGCCUCUCCUCUGUGCAAGGGGCGGAUGAGAUCCUUGUCCUCGCCCUCGGCCGUGUGGUACAGCGCGGCACCUGGUCGGAGCUGCUUGCCUCCCCCAAAGGGUCGCUAUUCCGCGCGCUGUACGACGGGCAAAUACUCGAUUAA